Messenger RNA from Aphanomyces invadans, 1645 nucleotides. RefSeq lists its product as hypothetical. The record is from RefSeq and is a predicted model, not a curated record. The coding region runs from base 416 to 1528 and encodes 370 amino acids. Lineage: Eukaryota; Oomycota; Saprolegniomycetes; Saprolegniales; Verrucalvaceae. The transcript has a single exon.
CCAAAUUGUAACUGCGUUCGACAUGACCGUGCACCGCCCGUAUUUCGGGUCACUUAAGACAUUCGAAAUCCACUAAAGGCGCUCGAAAUCCACUGGGAGGUAGAGUCGCCUGUGUCGACCUCGGCGAUGAACGACGUGUUCCCGAUCGAAGCAUGGCGGCAUUUGCCACGGAGCCUUCGAGGGCAGGCCCAUGGGCAUGGCAAGGUCGUUGCGGCGAGCCGUUGGCAGUCGUUGCACGGGCCGCACUCGAAUCCGUCGGGUUGAAUAUCUGCGACAUGUUCACCGGCGUCUUCUGCGACACCUAAAAAGCGGUCGGUCGAAGGGCGGCCCAGCAUCCCACAACCGCUGGCGUUCGGUGCGGUGAAACUUUUCCGAGGACCGGGCCACACACGCUUGUGUCCGCGCAGGUUACAUCAUGACUCGAUGGUCGUCACCGCUCAUGCCACCGCGGCAAGAACAGCUCCUUGGCGUGCCUGCCGCCGCCGCUUCGCUGGAAGCCAGUGGGCAGUAUGUUCAGAUUGUGUCGCCGACCGCGUCGUCGCGGUACUCGCUCGCGCUCCUUGCCGGCAUCACCAUCAUGUUUGGAUUUGGCUGUGUGUGUGCGAUCGUUCUCGGUGUGGCCAUCAGCGGCACCCUUCGCAUACAACCGACCGACCCCCCGCACGUCGUCGCUGCUCCCAAAGACCUUACACUGCCAUGGCACCAUGCAUUUCGCUUUGCCUCGGCAUUUUCGUGCAAUGCGUAUCUUGUCCAAGCGAUCGUGUGCCUCGCCAUCGCGAUGGUGGUGGCGUCGUGUCCGUCCGUCGUCGUCAUUCCGCGCUCCAAAGUCGCGUUCGCGCUGUACCUCGCAAUCUUCAUCGCAUCGGUGGGGUCGGCGGUAAUCGGGUUCAGCUCGGUCACGUUGGCGAACGAAUGGCUCUUGGUCAAGUUUGUGCCGGCCACGGCUGGCGGGAACAAGGAGACUGCCGUCGCGCACGGCUACCACUACGCGCUGUGCGCCUCGCAGUAUUGCGCGGCAAAUGCGUCCAGCUUGCCGACGCUGUACUCGAACCUGGGUGUGGUGGCGAAUUCGAGCGCCGUGUCGUCGAGCCAGACGAUCGGUGACGUGUGCGCCAUCGCCGGGCCGUCCUCGUGGCCCGACAGGUUUCUCCGCGCCUGUUUGGCUUGCACCGGGCGGGACGUUGCCGACGACAGCCUGUUGAACUGGUCCACCAACGUGUGCCAACCACUGACGGCACCAAACGUCACAGCGAUCUUUUGCACACGCGUGCUCACAGCCCAGGACGUGAACCUGCCUGAACUUGCCAACUUUACAACACCCUACAAAUCGUGUCGGCGGCCGCUCUUGAACGCAUGGACGUAUUACGCCAAGCGCGUCGCGGGCGGAAGCACGAUCCUGGCCACUGCCACGUUGUUAUUUAUGGCUGCGUUUUGCCGACGCCCGCAAAAGCAUGGGCUGGUCGUCAUGGCCCCUCCUAUUCCCAUCAUGGGCUCCGCGAUACCGCCAUGCAGUGCACGCGCCGAGUAAAACCACCGAGAAACGAGGCUGUAGACAAAUCCUAGCGCUGAACGCGAUUGCUAUUGUGUGGCGCGUUCAAUUGGUUUUUCACGACCAUGUCGCGCAUAUUCUGCACACGGUUUCCGC